UCGUUGUUGCUGCUGGCGGAGCACAGGCCGCAGUGAUUUGGUAGCCGCUGCAGUAGGAGGAAGGACCGCGGUUCUACCCCCUCUAUCUUUCAGUUUCGCCUCGAAAUUUCAUCGGUUGUUCCUUCUGGUAGCGAUCAGUAAAUCGAGCGUACAGCAACGGCGUCCUAUGAUAAUUGAGUCGUAGCAUUACCGACGGACAGUGACACCAAUCGCCAUUUCAAUUGCACGUUUUCCCUGACAGAACCGCUAGCACAACAAUGGCUCUGAAAAGAAUUCACAAGGAGUUGAAUGAUUUGGCCCGGGACCCUCCAGCCCAGUGUUCUGCAGGACCAGUAGGAGAUGACAUGUUUCACUGGCAAGCCACAAUCAUGGGACCUAAUGACAGUCCUUACCAGAGCGGGGUUUUCUUCCUGACCAUACACUUCCCCACAGACUACCCCUUCAAACCGCCAAAGGUAAGGAACACAACACAACACAGUAACAGAGAGACACUAAAACAUGCCACAGCUUUUUAUCAUUCAUUCAAUCUUCGAUCGGCAGUUAAAAGCGAAGCCGGAAGUACGCUGGGGGAUUUCCCUCUCGCUCUGGCAGAAUAUACCAAUCGGCCUCCUCGCACCUGA
This is a messenger RNA of Morone saxatilis (striped sea-bass), 620 nucleotides long. RefSeq names its product ubiquitin-conjugating enzyme E2D 2 (UBC4/5 homolog, yeast) (gene ube2d2). The record is from RefSeq and is a predicted model, not a curated record. Lineage: Eukaryota; Metazoa; Chordata; Actinopteri; Moronidae. The coding region runs from base 258 to 620 and encodes 120 amino acids. The transcript is spliced from 5 exons.